CGUUGACAUUUGUGGCGUGCCGGCUCCAGUCUGCUGUGUCGUCCGCGGCGAGGAGGAAAGUGAAUGACCGACGGGUUUCCGGUGUGCUGCAUGUGCGUCUUCAUCUUUAGGGCAGAAAAGAGCACCUGUGAGUUGUGUUGAGCAAUAGAAUCUGGUAUGAGGUCACUUUACUCAAUAAACCAGGUUCAUUGUUCAUCUGUCUCAAACAAGGAACGGUCCCAGUCAUCAUCAGAAUCAAAUGAUGAUGAUAGAAAUGAUGACAUUGAUGACAGCUUUGCCAACUUUCUGAAAGAAAGCAUAUUUGAUCAGAACCCACCCUCAGGCAGCUAUGACAAUGUGAUGGACGAGGCCAUGUCGGACAUCUUCAGCCCGUCGCCGACGUCGAUGGAGAGCGGCCUGCUGAGCGACGACAUGCUCUUCCUGGCGCCGGGCGGGCCGGACCUGAUCGAGGGAGCGCCGGACGCCACCAUCGACCUGGGCCACCUGUGUCCGGAGAUCGCCGACCUGGCCGACUACCCCGGCGGUAUGAAGCCGGAGCCGCGGUCUCCGCCGUCACCCGGUGGCUCCGACAGUGGUGUCGAGUCCUACUCAGUCGGCUUUGAGUAUUGCGACUCGCCGCCGGUGACGCCGCCCCAGGCAACGGUGACGGCCUCUCCGCCGGCCGCCAUCAUCCAGGUGAUAAAGCAGGAGGCGGCGGCGGCGUCACAGCCCCUCCAGAUCGACACCACGCCGCAGCAAGUGAUCUGUUUCGACUCUGGCAGCAACCAAUCAUCGCAAAUCCUCCCGAUGUCCCGUCGGCUGCAGCCGAAAGGCACACCUCUGCGGCCGGCACCCAGCGUUAUUCUACCACAGAACGUGUCUCCGGGCUCUUCGUCCACCACAUACAUCAUCACCACACCAGCUGCGGCGGCCCCGGCGGCGGCGCCGCGGCCGGCGGCCGUCAUCAAACCGCGCCCGAGCGGCGGCGUGCCGGCCGGCCGGCCGCGCCCGGCGCCGGCCGCCUCGCCCGAUGACGGCUACCCCAAGGCCCGUCCGCUGCCGCGCACCGUCACCGUACCACCAACCAGGGAGAACAUGGAUCCUCGUGCGCUAAAGCGCCAGGAGCGUAUCAUCAAGAACCGCAUGGCCGCCUGUCUGUCGCGCAAGAAGAAGAAGGACCAGUUCAGCGAGAUGGAGGCGCGUGUGAAGGAGGUGGAGCAGGACAACGGCCGGCUGCGUGAGGAGAACGCGCAGCUGCACCGGCGCGUGGCGCAGCUGCAGGCCGAGGUGGAGAUGCUGCGCGGCGGCCUGCAGGCGCCGGCCUCUCCGCCGCCCAGCUCGCCGCGCCGGCCGCUGCUGCUGCUCUCCGUGCUGCUGCUGGCCUCGCUCAACCUGGCGCCGCUCGGUUCGAUAUUCUCCAGUCCGCUGUCUCUCUCGCCUGAGCUGAGCGGCGGCGGCGGACUGGACGGGGGCGCGGUGAACCGGGCGCCCGGCGGGCGCACAUUGCUCUGGGCGCCGGCGCCUUCGGACGCCGAGGCCGACCUGAACGACCUGGUGGAGGCGGUGAACGCGUCCAGUGGCUACAUGUGCCCCAAAUACGUCAACCAGACCGAGGCCAGGAGGCUAUCACGGGUGCUGCACGGUUGGUUUGACCCGGCGCCGGCACGGCCCGACAAUGGGACCGUCCAUCAGCCGCCGCCCGUCGCGCGCACUGCCGGCACCGCACGCGCCCGCUCGGCCGGCCGCCAGCGCAGGAAGAGACCAUCCAGGAGACGCGACAGUGUUCGGGCGGCCGAGCUGCAGCUUUACGACCGCUGGUUUGGCGCGUAUGGCGCCUUUCUGGACGCUAUCGAGCGGCGCGACGACACGUUCUACGUGGUGUCGUUCAACGGCGACCACCUGCUGCUACCGGCGCUCAGCCACAACCAGACUCAGCGGCCGCGCAUGUCGCUCCUGCUGCCCUCGCUGCCGCUCAACGAGUCGAUGCGCGCGCCGGAGCACUACGUGGCCAUGAUGCAGAUCGACUGCGAGGUGGUCAAUACGAAGCUGCUGCACAUCCACGAGUCGGCCAUCCCCACGCCGCCGUCCAACCACUCGGCACCGACGGGCGCGCGGCACUCCGGAGACGGCAGCAGCCGGCUCAACGACACCGGCGCCGCCCGCGGUAAGCUCAACUUCCCCGCUGCGCCGACAGAGGGCCUGGCCGUCGAUACGCCGCUCCGCUGGAACUUGAGCGCCUCCCUGGGACGGCGAGAGAAGGUCAAACCGCGACGGACGGUGCGCCAGCCGGCGGCGCCUACCGCGUCCCGGAAGGCAGCGCCGGCUCCGACCAACUCCUCAGCGGACUCGUGGCGUCGGCUGCGCUUCCGAAACGACUCGGUAGAUGGCGCUGGUGCGGAGUCGACCUUCGGUCUGCCAACGGACUCUGAGCGGCGACCACGGCCGCGGGCGGCGGCGGACAGAGCGAAUGGGGUCGACUACUUCAGCUCCGAGCACUGAGAGCCUCCUCCGUAACGGAGUUAUGGAGUUCUGGGAGGGCGGGGAAUGGUGGGGCGGGCGAGUCAGGUCCCACGUGCCGUCCCGUACAGUAUUUGGGUGUGAUGAGCCUCACAUACCUCCACUGGUUGCCCCACAAUGCAGCCAUUGGCGCAACUGACGGCGGACUUUUGCAGUUUUGUAUUUUGUCUAGCGCACAUUUUGCACCAGAGAGGUAAAGUCUACAAUGGAUGUUGCGUGUGCUAAUUUCAGCGUGGGCUGGGAAGUCAUUCGGAAGUUUGUAACUCUAAUCGUGUAGUUUCGCUUCGUGAGUGGGUCGUUGAGUCUUGCCUAAUUGGACCUGGCUGGUACAUUGAUAGUUUCAUCGAGUUACGCACGGUGAACCCCGAGUGUAGUCGGUCGCGGCUGGGCCGUUGGCAUCUUCCCCGGUUGGCGAACAGACCAAGCUAUUGGUGGCGGGCCUGAUCUCUUCUUUUCUACCUACUUCCUAAGGUCUCGGCUGAGGCAGUCUCUCCGCGGGUGUACCACUAUUCCGUCACAAACAGGGUGUUUUUGUCCGGAAUACUCCGGAGGGUGUUCGCACGAGCUCUCACUUCGCAAAGUUGUGUGCACUGGCGGGCUAAUUUGAGGGUGGUGAGGGGCAGAGUUGCGACAGCACGCUGCAUCUGGGCAUUACCCUGCUAGGUGUGCGGGGCUGGUGGGUCGCGCAGUGCACGAUAAUGUCACAAUGGGGUUGUAAAGGGAGGGUGCCUUUAUCCCCUUCGAACCACUGCUUUGGGGUAAUGCUGACCAAUCGCUCGGUCAAUGUGCACAUAACACGUUGUGAACAGGAAAUGACGUCAUAUAAUGAUGCACCAUCACACCAUAGUUAUAUGUUUACAACCAUUUGAGGAGUCAUGCUUUAUUUUGUUUUUGUUCGUUUUAAACAAUCAAUUUAUUUGCCAAUUACGGAUAUACCACAAUAGCCUCGUUAUUUAUGGGUUAAGUGCAUGACAGAGUGCGUUUGAGAAGACGACGACUUUGUUUUAUGGGUUGCACAGCCGCGGGAGUCUUGUUUGUGGGCUGUGAUUGUUUGGCUCGCGCACAGCGGCCGCGUUGCCUUGUUUGUCCGGGUUGUGUGCUCGCUGUGGCGGCGUCCGGCUCGGCCCGGCCGGAGCCGUUGCUACUCACGGUGACGGUGGCGGUAUCUGUGUGGAGGGAGUGCUCGAUUGGGCACGUUUCGUGUACAAAGAAAUGUCUGCAUCGGCAGACUGGACGGCAUUGGGGUGGGAGGCGCGAGGCUAUGGAGGGGCGACCAGACGGUGGUGGCACUCGGCCGCUGCGGGUGGAACGAUGACGCAGUCAGUUUGAUGGUGUGACAUCACACUAUCUGUCUUAUGCACGUAAGGCGGAUUCGGCUCUCGAGUGCCCACUGCGCACUGACCCCCGCUCAUCGGACGCUCAGCGGGUGGGUGUCCCCUGAUCUGUGCUCGGCCCUUCACUGCUUGUCGUGUGUUCGUAUGCGUGUUAGUGUGCGUUUGGUAGCUCGGUCGGCCGUUGCAGGGAACACCGAGUGGUCAACCCACUUUCAGUCAGUCUGGUGGUGACAUUAAUUUGUACGAAGCCGAGGCCCAGUCCGGCCCGGCUGUAGCACUUCACGUGUUUGUUAAUUUGUGUAUACUUACAGUGUACUGGUGGCAGUUAUGCGUCAGCAAUAUACCGGAUACACCGA
This is a messenger RNA of Amphibalanus amphitrite, 4186 nucleotides long. RefSeq names its product cyclic AMP-dependent transcription factor ATF-6 beta-like. Gene Ontology annotation, cellular component: nucleus. The coding region runs from base 157 to 2478 and encodes 773 amino acids. Gene Ontology annotation, biological process: regulation of transcription by RNA polymerase II; endoplasmic reticulum unfolded protein response. The record is from RefSeq and is a predicted model, not a curated record. The transcript is spliced from 12 exons. NCBI's taxonomy places the organism in Eukaryota, Metazoa, Arthropoda, Thecostraca, Balanomorpha, Balanidae. Gene Ontology annotation, molecular function: DNA-binding transcription factor activity, RNA polymerase II-specific; RNA polymerase II cis-regulatory region sequence-specific DNA binding.